AUGUUUUUGAGACGAUUUGUCAACGAUAGAGGUUUGCUUCGAGGACUACGUCCAGCAAGCAAUUUGCUCGCAAGAACUGGUGCAGUAAGAACAUAUUCUGCUGGGCAGAAAAGAGCGCCAAAGAAGGAUGAUUUGCCGAGUUUUACAAAAAUAGCCUUGGUAGGUGUUGUUGGUACCAUCAUUUUUGUGGAAGCAGUGAAAUCACUCGACAAAAACAAGCCCAAAAACUCAUAUUCGGAAUCGGAGUUUGAAAGUGCGAUGCAGGGCACAAAGCGCCGGAAACUGAUGUUUGAGCCUGGCCAGCUGCACAUUGUGUUGGCAACACCAGACUUGCCAGAAACUGCGGUACAGAAACAUACACCAAAGGCCAAAAUAGUGGACGUCCGGGAGGUAGUGGAACACUACAGACAUCAGCCAAACGAUAAGUAUUACGCGCUUUUGAAUGAUAUUCAAGAUUCCCACGGCAGUAGCUAUCAAGAAUAUCUGCCGCGUGGUUUGUUGGUAAUGCUUGUCGGGCGCUAUUUGCAAGAAACUUGUAAAGAGGGCGACAGUGUUGCGGUGACCAAUUUCCCACUCAAUAUGCAAGAUGCUAUCAAAUUUGAGAACGAAGUUGGCAUAGUCGACAAAGCCCUUUUCACAAGCCCACACGCGGAUUCUGAAUUGAGCAAAUACUACCAGACAGUGAAUAAAGUAGAGGUCUUGGAAUGA
Messenger RNA from Lachancea sp. 'fantastica', 708 nucleotides. The record is from the annotation of a GenBank genome assembly. Lineage: Eukaryota; Fungi; Ascomycota; Saccharomycetes; Saccharomycetales; Saccharomycetaceae.